AUGCCUUUGGCAGACGAAGGUAUUCUUUUGACGAAGCCGGUCUCCGGAGAGGCGACGCCUGUUUUUAACGGUGAUGCCUCGGAUGAUGAGCUUGCUCAGCAGCGGGUUGCGAAGAAGCUGAAGGAGACCAGGAUUGAGGGCGAGAAGACCGAGGACGCUGAGGAGGCUAAGGAAUCGGCAAAGAAAGACAUCAACGAGGAAGCACCAGAAGAGUCUGAGAAGGGCCAAGAGAAGACCACGGACGACAAGAGGGAUGAGCCUAAGAGAAUCAAGAGAACGCAUACAGCUGUCGAAGAGGAAGAUAAGGACGUCGAGAGCAAGUCAAGCGACGAGAAGACCGAGGCUCCCAAAUCACCAUCAGUCGCACCACCGGAGCCUAAGAAGAAGAUCUUUGGAAGCGGCAGUGCGUUCGGUGGCGGUGCUUCCGCUGCCUCACCUUUCGGUGCCCUUACGUCAAAUGCUUCACCCUUCGGUGCUCUUUCUUCGAGUGCUUCGCCAUUCGCAUCACUGGCCUCGGGAAAGUCGCCGUUCGCUUCAGGUGCGUCUUCAUCAAAUGCAUCGCCAUUCGGCUCAUCGACUGCGUUGUCUGGGUUUGGAGCAUAUGCUGGUCAAUCUGCCUUCGGUAAGGUCACGACGUCUGUCAGUCCUUCGAAGAAACCUAAGACUGCCGAUGGCGAAGACGAAAACGACGACAACAAGAGUGGUGAGGAAGAGGAUAAGGAGCAGGGCGAGAAGAAGGACGGCGGUUUCUCGAGCAUGUUGGAAAAUGUUAAGGAUGAGGAGAAGUCGGUGAAAACCGGCGAGGAGGAAGAGACUACCGUUUACAACUCCAAAGCGAAACUGUUUUCCUUCGAUACGAAGGAGCAGGCGUGGAAGGAGCGAGGUGUCGGUACUCUGAGAGUAAACCUCUACCAAGAUAAGAAGCUAGGUGGCCGGAUAGUCAUGCGUGCCGAUGCCGUUUACCGAGUAAUCUUAAACGUCAAGCUGUUCAAGAACAUGAAGAUCGAGACUUCCAAAGAUGCUGUGAUGAAUGAGAAGUCUAUUCGCUUCAGUGCGUUAGAGGAGGGCAAGCUAGUUAUGUUCACUGUUAGGGUCGGCAACGCAAAUACCGCGUUGGACCUGGCCAAGGCAAUUACUGAUUCUCUGCCAGAGGAGGCUAAGGAGGGUGAUGAGGAGAAAGAAAAUGAGGAGGAAAGCGAAGUGUAG
Molecule: messenger RNA, 1206 nt
Organism: Saitoella complicata NRRL Y-17804
Lineage: Eukaryota; Fungi; Ascomycota; Saitoellomycetes; Saitoellales; Saitoellaceae
Product: PH domain-like protein
Exons: 3
Coding region: 1-1206 (401 amino acids)
Biological process (GO): intracellular transport
Cellular component (GO): cytoplasm; nuclear pore
Molecular function (GO): GTPase activator activity
Source: RefSeq, a predicted model, not a curated record